Molecule: messenger RNA, 6258 nt
Organism: Oncorhynchus kisutch (coho salmon)
Lineage: Eukaryota; Metazoa; Chordata; Actinopteri; Salmoniformes; Salmonidae
Product: insulin receptor substrate 2
Exons: 2
Coding region: 286-3624 (1112 amino acids)
Biological process (GO): insulin receptor signaling pathway
Cellular component (GO): cytosol; plasma membrane
Molecular function (GO): phosphatidylinositol 3-kinase binding; insulin receptor binding
Source: RefSeq, a predicted model, not a curated record
CGACCCAGUGUCAGUGUGUGAAUUUUUCUCCUCCCCUUCUCUUUUUUUGUAACCAAAGCUGGAUGUGUAGAACGUCACAUAUUGUUUCCCUCUUCACUCCGGUCACUUUAGCGAUAUGGGUUAUUUACUGUUAAACAGCUACAGACGCCGAACGCACAGCCGGCGCUUGGAGUGAAAGUGUCUGUGAGAGAUCCGGACUAUACAGAGUUUCUCUCCAGGCUUCGAUAAGUGAGGAUAUAACAACAGGUCAACGAAAGUGAGAUCUGUUUUUUAAAGGACGAUAGAAUGGCGAGUCCUCCAAAUACUGGGGGAGGACACUUGUUAUCCAACGCGAACAUUAGUAACACCAAGAUUAAGAAAUGUGGAUACCUCAAGAAGCAGAAGCACGGACACAAGCGCUUCUUCGUUCUGAAGGAACCGGGCGAGGGCUUCCCUGCCCGGCUGGAGUACUACGAGAGCGAGAAGAAAUGGAAAAACAAGUCAGCGGCAAAGAGGGUUAUACCUCUUGACUGCUGCCUCAAUAUCAACAAGAGAGCUGACGCCAAACACAAACACCUUAUCGCCCUCUAUACCAAGGACGAAUAUUUUGCCGUGGCGGCAGAUAAUGAAAAAGAGCAGGAGAAUUGGUACCGAGUCUUAACGGAUUUAAUGAGCGAGGGGAAAGUGUACUCCGACGGCUCCGCUUCCAAUUCCGCGUCUUCGCUGGUGGGGUUUGAUGAGGCGAACUACGGGAUGAUUACGCCGGUAACUGCCGCGUAUAAGGAGGUAUGGCAAGUGAACCUGAAAUCAAAAGGGCUGGGGCAGAGCCGGAAUCUGACCGGGGUGUACAGACUGUGUUUAUCCAGCCGGACUAUCAGCUUCGUAAAGCUCAACUCGGAUGUCGCGUCCGUCAGUUUACAGCUGAUGAACAUUCGGAGAUGCGGGCACUCAGAGAGCUUUUUCUUCAUCGAGGUCGGACGGUCAGCAGCCACGGGACCAGGCGAGCUGUGGAUGCAGGCUGACGACUCAGUGGUGGCGCAAAACAUCCACGAGACUAUAUUGGAGGCCAUGAAAGCCAUGAAGGAGCUGUCAGAGUUUCGGCCGCGCAGCAAGAGCCAGUCUUCAGGCACUAACCCCAUCUCCGUGCCGACUCGGCGGCACCUCAACAACCUUCCUCCAAGCCAGACCGGGCUCCAGCGGCGGUCGCGCACUGACAGCAUGGCCACAACUUCCCCGGUUAAUAAAUUUACCUCCUGCCGGAUACGCACUGCCAGCGAGGGAGAAGGCACCAUGGUGCGCCCCAUGUCUGUGAACGGGAGUCCCCUCAGCCCCGGUAUUCAACCGAACCUAUUAGGGAGAUCAAACACCAUUACAGCCCGGCCCAGCAGGACAUUUGAAUCCUCUUCCCUCCAGCACAGUAAGUCCAUGUCCAUGCCUCUGUCUCACUCUCCACCCACAGCCACCCCCAGCCCUGUCAGCCUGUCCUCCUGCUCGGAGAGCAGUGCUCCUUGCCCCUCCAGCUGCAGUGCCUCAGUCUCCCCCAGUGAUGGGGGCUUCAUCUCCUGUGAUGAUUAUGGCUCCAGCCCUGCAGGCCUGCACCUCACCCUCCGCAGUAACACCCCAGAGUCCCUGAGGGAAGACACACCCCCUUCCCGGGAAGGCAGCAACCUGCAUGGCUACAUGGUGAUGGAGAGACAGAACGGUUACCGCCGGUUACCAGAGCUGGACAAGGCAUACCGGAAACGCACAUACUCCCUCACCACCCCGCGCCAGCACAGGGCACCGCCCCAGGUCUCCUCUGCCUCAUUGGACGAAUACACGCUCAUGAGGGCCACCUACACCACUGGUUGCCAAUCGGGUCGCAGCUCUCACAUGGCUUCCCCAAAAGUGACCUAUCCCGAGGACUAUGGCGAUGUCCAGAUAGGCUCCAACGGUCACCUAGGCGACAGUGGCUACAUGCCCAUGACUCCAGGUGUGGCCCCUCAGACAGCGGGGGUCAAAGGUAAUGCUUACAUGCCCAUGAGCCCCAUGUGUGUGUCGGCCCCAAAGCAGAUCAUCAACCCCCGCUCUCACCCCUCUCCAGCUGGGAUGGGUCCCCAUACAGAUUCCCCUGGCAGUGUGUCUCUGGAGGACAGCGGCUACAUGAGGAUGUUCUGCGGGGCCAAGAUGUCUGUGGACAGCUCAGAUGAGAAACUCACCAAUGGGGAGUACCUCAACAUGUCCCCUGUGGACCCUCUGGUGUCCUUCACCCCCUCAGACUACUUCCUCACAGACACUACCCCCCAGCCUCACCCUCACCACAGACAGCCUUACUCCAUCAGUUCCCUGCCCCGCUCUCUCAAAGCCCAGCCCCAGAGGAACGGUGUCACAGACACAGACCAGUACGUGGUGAUGAGUCUACAGAGGCAGAGGAUAGAAGAGGAGUCCAACUACUGUCCCAUCUCACCAGUCUCCAUCGGUACACCCCCCACCAACACCCUCUCCUCAGCCCCCUCGAUCCUCAGAGCCGGCAGGGUGACCCAGGAGGGGGGUCUGGUCCACAGGGGGAGGGUGAGUCGACCUACCCGGCUCGCCCUUGACUCUCUGAGGACACUGCCCUGUAUGAGCGAACACCCUCUCCCCUCUGAGCCCAGGAGUCCCGGGGAGUACAUCAACAUAGACUUUGGCAACGCCACACGAUACCCGCCUGUCUCUAUCACGACUGAAAGCUCUGCUUCAUCGCUGGGCUCGGUGGACAGGCCGGCGAGGAGUUCCCCGCCACUCUCCGAAUACGUCAACAUCAACAUCAGCUCAUGCUCUUCCAAACACAGGGAUUCCUAUUCUUCAAUAGGGCGCAUGGAGCCGAGUCCUGUGCUCCUCGUGUGUCCCAGCCAGCCUCACAGAGAGGAUCAGAGGGAGAGAGAGGAGGAGUACCAGAGGGAGAGAGAGGAGGAGAGAGUCGUAGUGGAAUAUCCUCUCCAAAAGCAUGUGAGUCCUGUGUGCCCGGUUGGAGCUGUAAAAGACGACUACACUGAGAUGACCUUCAGUCCUACCAACCCCUCUGCCUCUCUCCCUGCCUCUCUGUGCCCCUCUGACUCCACCACCCCCCUGCCUACCAGCCCCUCAUCCUGCAUCCAGAGACUCACCCUGGGGGGAGAGGGCGUAGUGGUGGUCCCCCCUGCCCCUGUGGAGUCCUUCCUCCUGGGGGGUCCCUCCACCCCACCCGUCAACCCAGACAGGGGGGCUAAGGUGAUCCGGGCUGACCCCCAGGGUCGCAGGCGCCACAGCUCCGAGACCUUCUCCUCCACAACCACAGUAACGCCAGUGUCUCCAUCAUUCGCCCACGAUGCCAACAAGCGGCACAGCUCGGCGUCGGUGGAAAACGUGUCGCGGCUGGUCCGGAGCUCGGAGGGCUCAGACGAGGAGUAUGGGAACAGCAACAGCCCCAUGUGCCGGGAGACGUCGGCAGGCUACCAAAACGGACUCAACUACAUUGCCUUAAACCUGAUGGAAGGGAGCCUGGGGGGUUGCACCAGUCUGGGGGGCUGUGAGGGACUGCUGAGGUUCAAGGCAGCGUGUGGAUGCAAGGGGGGCAUGAACGGUUUCAACGCCAGCCCCUAUGCCACCAUGGGCUUCAAGGAGACUGCAACAGCAGUGAAAGACUGAAAUCUGAUGGGACCAUCCCCCCCCUCCUAUACCCCCUGUUCCCCUCUCUCUCUCUCUCUGUCUCUCCUGGCUGUGAACGAUGGAUAACGCUGCAGCCUAGUGACGAGGUCGCCACGCCAACAGCUGGACCAUGUGCUGCAGUAGACAAACUUUAACCUCCACCAUCCCCUCCCCUAGGAGUCAACAGACCUGCCGUCGUCACGACAAUGUGGACACUUGACCCCCCCCCCUCCCCCAAGUCUCCUAUCUUCACUCCCCCCUCUCGGCACCCAGACAUUGAGGGGCCGUCUCUGCUGCUAUCUAGACAAAUAAAAAGAAUGUUUCUUCAAAGAUUAUCUAUGUACAUUCAAAGUUACUUCUGCAAAAUGAUAUUAUUAUUAUUGUUAUUAUUAUUCCACUGGUUAUCGUUUGGCUUUGGCCAGUUAACCUCACCUUGAACCAAACCUCAAGAUAUGCGAAACACACGUUAUACAUACUUACACAUGUUUAUUUAUUUAUAUGUGUGCACUUAGUGGUGUGUGUGUGGAUGUGUACACUGAAUUUGUACUGAAGAGAGGUGGCAUUUUACGAAUAUAUUCAACAACGUAGUGAGUUAGCAGUUGCUUAAAACCCCUACCUCAGAGCAAACCAGGUUAGUACUUAUUUACACACCAGAAAUAUAUAUCGAGAUAUAUUUAUUUAUUUUCAGAGGUGAAUGUUUUUAUGAACACCAAUCCAAAGCCUUACUACUCUCCUGUCCGCAGUUUCUGAUGGACGUUUAGUUUGGACCUAUAAACACGCAGAAAAUCAAAGACUUAAAUCCAUUGCCAUGGAGACGGAAUGCUUGUCUGAACAGCUGGAGAGGAAGAAAUGUCUGUCUGACCUCUUUCCCUCUGCAAUCAAAGAUUAUUGAGAUUAUUACAGUUCGUUCACAUAUCGUUACUAUAUAUUAAUAUGCCAUAGUAAUAUAUUUAUCAUUGCAUACAAAGCUUACGAGAAGAAGCUGUUCGGCAUUAUUCAACACGCAAGUAAAAGCCAGGAGAAUGGGGUCUAGGAGAAGUUUUCUAGAGUAGGACACACCAUCAUCAUCAUCACACACACCAUCAUCACACACAUCCGCAUGUCCCAGUUUCACCUGGGCUGGUGGUCUGUUGUUAAUGCCUAGAACACCAUCAUCAUCACACACAUCUGCAUGUCCCAGUUUCACCUGGGCUGGUGGUCUGUUGUUAAUGCCUAGAACACCAUCAUCAUCACACACAUCCGCAUGUCCCAGUUUCACCUGGGCUGGUGGUCUGUUGUUAAUGCCUAGAACACCAUCAUCACACACAUCCGCAUGUCCCAGUUUCACCUGGGCUGGUGGUCUGUUGUUAAUGCCUAGAACACCAUCAUUGAGACAAAGCCUUUAUAUACUUUAACAGAUGACCUAGUUCACUCACAAUGACCCACCUGUGACACGUUAUUCUCACCUGAUGCCUCAGCACGGCGCCUGUGGUUAGCUGUGAUAGGCUAUUUGUCACAGAGGUGUGCUGUGAUUGGGCUGGUGGGCAGACUCACGACUGGUUUUCAGAGAGGUUUUGACAUGCCUGAAGCCAUGGCUGCUGCUUUGGGCUGUGAGACAGUAAGGAAGGAGGAGACACACCAGAGCUGACGCUGCACGGUCUUGCACUUACAAACUGCCUAGAUUGUAAACACAAGACACUUGAAUGUAGUCUAUUCCAUGUUCUCCUCUUGGGGAACGUAACCACCUUGACAACGAGUAGAAAUAACACAACAAUGAUAUCUACAACAACUGCUACAACAUGCAGAAUAAGACAAAACAAACAGGCAAACAGGAGUAAGGACGAAGAGUGUCGCUUACUUUGUCAGUUCAUUGGUACUCAACGUUCGCCUAUAUACUGUAAAAAUGUACAAAUACAGAGAAUAGAAUUGAGCGCAAGCUGAACCUUUUGUUUGAGAGGAAUUUUAAGUUAAAGAUGAUAAAUUAUGUUUGUACUGUUUAUGUGUUUGGAGUGAAUUCCCGGAAACAAUGAAAGCACUAAUUAUUAAGUUAUAUACAAGCAGCAAUGUUUGGCCUGGAUUUUAAAAUGAUUAUUACAGGAUGGUCUUGUGAAAUGAUUGCCUCUACAAGGACAUUUUCUAAUGCUGUAAUUCCGAGAAAUACUUUGAGAACAAAUUAUUCAUUAAUACUUGACAUACACGUUUAUUCUUGCUACUUAGGUACAUUUCACGAAUGGCACAUGCAAUAUUUACAUUUUUAAGAAAUUUGUUUAUAGAGAGGUACCAACUGUAUAAUAAUAUGUUAAUAAUGUUUGUUAAACCUUAAAAUAUAUUAUUUUUUUGCUCUUUGUAAUUUUUUUCUGCCAAUUGAUAUAAUGGAAAGUCUUCUGUUUGUUUUUGCUAAUAGAGCGUAUUGGUGAUUUGACCAGUGUUUUUUUGCAUUUGCAUAGCGUUCCUGUUGGGUUUUUAUUUAGCGUCUAAACAUUACGAUGAUAUGACGACCUAGCUUAACUUGCUGUGUCUUCCAUUGUAAAUACUUCAUAUCUCUUAUUGAGAUGCUAAGAGAUGAUCAUUUAAACCUAGUGUAGUUGCCAUGGCUUUAGACUGUAUUGAUUCUUUAUAGACACUUGCAAUAAAGAAUAACAUUGUUUAAGAAAG